This is a messenger RNA of Musca vetustissima, 1379 nucleotides long. RefSeq lists its product as uncharacterized. The annotation marks the transcript as partial. The transcript has 4 exons. The record is from RefSeq and is a predicted model, not a curated record. NCBI's taxonomy places the organism in Eukaryota, Metazoa, Arthropoda, Insecta, Diptera, Muscidae.
CGGAUUCUGAUCGUGCCAAUAAUAAUUCCCUAAUUGCUCACAUACAAAAUUUACCCGGUUUUGAUGCUUCCAAAGCUCGCAUUGUCCAACACUAUGCCACACCGUCAUCAUCGUCAGCGGCACGUGAGCCAUCACACAGUCCCAGUGAGAGUCCAGAAAAAUUACUUUCACCAGAUCCGCCGAUUGGUCCAACAGCGGCCGAAUUAAUAUUACCCUGGCGCAGGGAUCGUUCCUAUCAGAGCAUUGUAGCAGAGAAUGCCAUACCCGAAGAAGAUCGCAAUCUAUCACGCGAUUCAGAUGGCGAACGCCGUGUGGCCACACCCACCGCCACUGAAUCCCAGCUGCCAUGGAAACGUCAGGGUGACGAAAUUUCCGAUGCCGUACAACAAAAUGAAUUCCCCGCCUGGGCAUCCAAUAAAGAAUAUUUGGCCUAUAAUUCACCAAGUGCUACAUUCUUAGGUGGUAUAAACAAACCUAAACAGCCCAAGUCCGUCAUAGGUCUAUUCCGUCGUGAAAGUUCCGGUUCCCGUGGUGGCGCUGGUGGCAGUAUUAUGACCGUCGAUGGCACUGAUGGCUCAUCGGCUAGGGGUUCCGACCCGGCCUUGGCUGCCGCACUCAGCCAAAUGGUUGUGCCUUCUUCACAAAUACCCUACAAUCCACGUUUGGACAAACGUUCGCAGUCGAUAUCAUCCGGUUCGGGUUCGGCGGGCAUUGGUGAUUCGGGUCAUGCGGGUCCCUUCCCCGUUACGGCCAGUCAUCGUCGUAAUGUACGACGUGGUUCAAUGCUAGAAUUAAGCGGAGACACUAUCCCCGAGGAAUCUUAUCAUCAUGGAUACUCGAAAUCGCUGUGUGAACCGGCCGGCGAGGAAUGGGAAGCAAUGUUAAGCGAUGCGGAACGGGCCGAUCACGCCAGUACCAACAGUGAAAAGGUACUGCGCAGCAGCGGCCGAGAACCCCUGCUCUCACGCCUGACACCACGUGCCCAAAUUCGACGUGGCAUGGGAGCUCAUAGUUCGUCGGGUGCUGCCGGUUCGGGCAGCAGCAGUUCCGCAUUGGGUAGUAAUAAAAAGAGUCAGGUUACGACAGCUUUACUUUCCACCUCCACGUCCGACUAUGACGACGACAAUGAUGAAGAUUUCGAUUUGUAUGAUGAUGAAAAUAUCGUUGUGACCAUUGAUCCGGCGAAUCGUCGUGAUCAUCAGCACCACCGAGGUGGUGUUGGUGCCGGUAGUGGCAGUGAUGGUGAGGGCAGUUCGGCCACCACUUCCACCACCACAACCAUACGUCUGACGCGCAACAAUGACGAAAGUAUUAUUUGAGUAAAAAAGGAUCACGAAGCGGAACGGAAUGUAAUGAUGAUGAUGGCGGCCUUUGAUGAA